AUGAAUGGCGACACGGAGGGCACGUUGCUGCCUGAGCAGUGCCAAGGUGCGGCAGCUGUUGAUGCCACGCUGCUUCCCCAGUCUGUGGAUCCUAGCCCGGCUGCUGCCCCUAGCUCCAGUCCUGCUGCCCCUGCUGCUCCCGCUGCGCCUGCUGCAGUGGCAGCGGUGGCCGGUUCGGACUCCGAGAUCUCCUGGAAUCUGACGCAGUCCGACCCACCCCCAGGGGCAGAUGCCACCUUCUGGCCUGAGCAGAAGCAGUUGGAGCAGAAGAGCCGGCAGGAAGCGAAGAAGGACCUGAAUGACCUGACCUCCCCUCCGGAGCGGGAGCCCAGCCCGGAGGCCGACGCGUGGGCGGCGGGGCUCCGUGGGGGCUCCGAGGACAACGCCAGCGCGGACCCUUUGGUUUUCGGCAAGCCAAAGCCGCGUGCUCGCAAGCCCAGCAAGGGCGAGGCCACGAGGGCGCCAGAGAUUGUGCUUGUACAGCGGGAAGAGCUGCAGGCGGAGGUGAACUGCUGGGAGGCUGGCCUUCGUGGUGGUGAGGAGAAGAUGGACGCGAUGGUUUUUUCCAAUCCCCAUUUCCGUAAAGGCAAAGACGGCAGGGAAGCCAAAGCAGAAGCUCGGCCUCCGCGCAGCCCAAGCAAGCCAAAGGCCCUGCAGAGUCCGAUGGAUUCACCGGUUCGGCCCAGGAGUCCGGCCCUGGCCGCACCAAAGCCCAAGGCCUUGCGCUCUCCGCAGCCUUCGGCCAGGUCAGCAGAUCGCGAUGUGCCGCCGACGCAGAUGCGGCGAAGUCGCUCGCAGCCGCCUGACCCUGCCAGGCAGAUGCCUGAAGUUCCGCGGCAACGUUUGUCUCAACCAAACGCAGAUCGCCCAACACGAGGUCCAGGCCAACUGCCACAAAUCGAGCCCAAUGAUCAGACGCGGGGCGUGAGGUCUGUUUCAAGGGCACCGCCGGAGGCCACGCCAUCCCCGCCCAAGCCCAGUCGUGCGCAGUCUGUCAGUGCUCCACGGAGGGUCGCUUCCAAAGAGGAGGGUGGGCGCCAGAUGUUCGAUAAGAACGAGCUGAGAUCCAUGCACAAGUCCAUGUUCGAGGCUGCCAUCGCCCGACGACGAUCGCAACUGCUAUCCAAAGCUGAUGCAGCUGAGCAGUCGGAGCUGGAAGCCACCCUUGCUGUGGUCCAGGUCUACAUGCGCAAGAGGCCGAUUUCCGAAAAGGAGUCGCAGGUCCGAGGGGACUACGAUGCCCUUACUGUAGUGCCAAGAACACCGGUCUCGAAGGAGGUCGUGCUGCACAAUUGUCAGUUUCAGGCAGAUCUGAAGACACCUUUCAUUACCCAUGCGCACUUUGGGUUCGACUGCGUUUUUCCAGAAGAGUCUUCCAACGAGGAGGUUUACGCCCAGACAGCCGAGCCACUGGUACAGAUUGCCCUGAACGGUGGCAUCGCCACCAUGUUCAUGUUUGGUCAGACAGGUAGCGGAAAAACGUUCACCAUGACUGCCAUUGAGGAGUUUGCGGCGAGAGACAUCUUUGCCAGAACUGCAGAGGCUGCAGACGACUUCAUGUCUCUGCAAUUCUUCGAACUGCGUGGAAACCGCUGCUUCGACUUGCUCACCUCUGCCGCCGCCGCGCGAGACACGCGUGCGGCGGCGCGAAACCGCGGAGCCCAGGCUCCGGAGCUGCGGCUAAGAGAGAUGAAGGACGGAACUUACGUGGCGGAUGGGGCCCUGGUCAUGGGCCCUACGUCUCCGGAAGACCUCUGCACCUGGAUGCGGAGAGCUCACGCCUGUCGUGCAACUUCAGCUACGGAGGCCAAUGAUGUGAGCUCGCGAAGCCAUGCCGUUUGCAUGCUUCGCUUUGCACAAACUGGUGGCCAGCUCCUCCUGAUCGAUUGUGCCGGCACGGAGCGAAGGAAGGAUGCCAUGUAUCACUCCAAGGAGCGACAGCAGGAAGGAGCGGAAAUCAACGCCUCGCUGCACGCCCUCAAGGAGUGCAUCCGAUACUUCACCUCCCAGGGCUCCGUGCCAUCGCACAUCUUCCGCGCUUCUUCGCUCACCAAGAUCCUGGCCGAGUCCUUCCUUCGCACACGUGCAGCUCGCUUGGCAGUUAUAUGCACGGCCUCACCUUGCGCUUCAGACACGGAGCACACACUGUCUACACUGCGGACGGGUGUUUCGCUCUGCACCGCGGGCUCCGAGCGAGAGGAUCGCGAGCUGAUCCUGGAAG
This is a messenger RNA of Symbiodinium necroappetens, 2221 nucleotides long. Lineage: Eukaryota; Dinophyceae; Suessiales; Symbiodiniaceae. The record is from the annotation of a GenBank genome assembly.